AUGUCAGUUGCAGCCACGUCCCCAGCCGUUGGAUCUUUCUACCUCAGGCGCCGAUCACCUAGUACGGCCAUGUCCAUGCCUCGCUUUAGGAUGGCUGUCCGAUCUGCUGCCGUUUCUGUCACUCCGCUGUUGACCAAGCUGCACAACGACUCUGCCACUCCUUUGCCCCUCCUGCGCCACGUGGCAGAAGCCAUGGCCGCCGAUAUGCGAGCCGGGCUUGCCGUGGAAGGUGGGAGUGACCUCAAGAUGAUACUCAGCUAUGUUGACAGCCUCCCAAGCGGGAAUGAGGAGGGGUUGUUUUAUGCACUGGAUCUUGGAGGCACAAACUUCAGGGUGCUGAGGGUACAACUAGGCGGCAAACAAGAGCGUGUGAUUGCCACCGAAUUCGACCAAGUUUCGAUUCCUAAGGAGCUUAUGUUUGGCACCUCAGAGCAACUGUUUGAUUUCAUUGCUUCUGGGCUGGCAAAAUUUGCACAAAAAGAGGGUAAUAAAUUCCACCUUCCAACCGGUACAAAAAGGGAGAUUGGAUUCACAUUUUCAUUUCCUGUGAAGCAGACCUCCAUUGACUCUGGCAUACUAAUUAAGUGGACAAAGGGUUUUUCUGUUUCUGGAACGGCAGGGAAAGAUGUGGUUGCUUGUUUGAAUGAGGCUAUGGAAAGGCAGGGACUUGAUAUGCGGGUGUCUGCCCUGGUUAAUGAUGCGGUUGGAACAUUAGCUGGAGCAAGAUAUUGGGAUGAUGAUGUCAUGGUUGCUGUUAUUUUGGGUACUGGAACCAAUGCUUGCUAUGUUGAACGGGCAGAUGCUAUCCCGAAACUACAGGGUCAGGUUUCUUCUUCUGGCAGAACGAUUAUUAACACUGAAUGGGGAGCAUUCUCAGAUGGUCUUCCUUUGACUGAAUUUGAUAGAGAAAUGGAUGCUGCUAGUAUCAAUCCUGGUGAGCAGAUAUUUGAGAAAACAAUUUCUGGAAUGUAUCUGGGUGAAAUUGUACGAAGAGUGUUAGUGAAGAUGGCUGAAGCAGAUGCUUUGUUUGGUGAAUCUGUCCCAGAAAAACUAUCAACACCUUUUGCACUCAGGACCCCAGAUAUAUGUGCUAUGCAGCAAGAUAUAUCUGAUGACCUUCAAGAUGUUGGAUCAAUCCUAUACAAUGUAGCAGGGGUUGAGUCAAAUCUAAGUGCGAGAAAGAUUGUGGUGGAUGUAUGUGACACCAUUGUAAAGCGAGGUGGGCGCUUAGCUGGUGCAGGGAUAGUAGGGAUACUUCAAAAGAUGGAGGAGGAUUCAAAAGGUCUCAUCUUUGGCAAGAGGACAGUGGUGGCAAUGGAUGGAGGGUUGUAUGCAAACUAUCCUCAAUACAGAAGAUAUUUGCAAGAGGCAGUGACAGAGCUUCUUGGGACAGAGAUUUCGAAGAACGUGGUCAUAGAACUUACGAAAGAUGGGUCUGGCAUAGGGGCUGCUCUCUUGGCUGCUGCAAAUUCCCAGUAUGCAUAA
Molecule: messenger RNA, 1485 nt
Organism: Prunus armeniaca (apricot)
Lineage: Eukaryota; Viridiplantae; Streptophyta; Magnoliopsida; Rosales; Rosaceae
Source: the annotation of a GenBank genome assembly